This is a messenger RNA of Magnolia sinica, 1031 nucleotides long. RefSeq lists its product as uncharacterized. The transcript has 5 exons. Bases 91 to 756 code for a protein of 221 amino acids. The record is from RefSeq and is a predicted model, not a curated record. NCBI's taxonomy places the organism in Eukaryota, Viridiplantae, Streptophyta, Magnoliopsida, Magnoliales, Magnoliaceae.
GAUAUAUUCUCUCUACGCAUCAGAGCGUCUCUCUCUGCGUCCGCAUCAAAAAUAUAUACACGCUCCUCCGAAGGUUUCCUGCGUUUUGCCAUGGCAUUUGCCCACCAUUUACUUCCCGCGCCACUGGCUUGCUCGAGCCGUACGGAAACGCCUAUUCUCCGAGCUGGUGCUGCUGCUUCUUCUUACUCCGUAUUGCCUGUCGUUUUUCCUUCUUCCUCUUCUUCUUCUACUACUACUAUUACUAGUAAUCGGGUAGAAGGGCUUAGACCAUUGAUCAUCUCGGCAUUCCGAAGAGGUGGAUUUAGAGCAAGGGCGGAGAUUCAAGAGUCUGGAGGUAGUUUAGCUGCAGAUGCUUUUGAGGAAUUCAAACAUAUGCUUCUUCCUAUCACGGACCGGAAUCCUUAUCUCUCUGAGGGAACAAGACAGGUUGCGGCAACUGCCACAGCUUUGGCAAAGAAAUAUGGAUCUGACAUAACAGUUGUAGUGAUUGAUGAAAAACCGAAAGAUUCAAUACCAGAGCAUGAUGCUCAGCUGUCAAGUAUUCGAUGGCAUCUCUCUCAAGGCGGGUUUCAGAAAUUUGGGUUGAUGGAGCGACUUGGGGAAGGCAAGAAGCCGACAGCCAUCAUAGGUGAGGUCGCAGAUGAAAUGAAUAUGGAUUUAGUUGUGUUAAGCAUGGAAGCGAUCCACUCGAAGCAUGUUGAUGCAAACCUGUUGGCAGAGUUCAUCCCAUGUCCCGUUUUACUUCUGCCACUAUAGCAUCAUCUACACUUCAUUUUCAACACUUUUCCUGUAACCAUACUCAUGUCAUUGACAAGAUACCACAUGUCAGGCAUCGCUGAUGAUUUCAAUUUCAUUGAACCCAAAGUAUUGUAGGUGCAGGUCCCACCUCUCGAUUUAGCUCCUCUAAUAGUUGUUUGUUUGUGAACACUUCCCGAAAGCUUUUGGUUGCGUGUCUGUAUAAUCAAUAAAUCAGCACAUAACCACUACUCGUAUAGCUUAUGUUGAGAGCCCAUAUGUCUGUUUGAUGCGCA